AAAGAGAAGAAAAAAGGUGAUAAAAGAAGACAUUCAUCCACAAUACUCUCUAUGCGUCUAUUGCUAUCAUUGAUAUGUGAAUGGAUUAGUCACAUAUGUACAGUAGCGUCAAUUAAUUUAGGACAAAGCACGCAUAACCGCGCUCCAAGUCCUGUCCACAGUUUUCUAUGAAGUGUAUUUGUUUGAUCAAUGCAUUUUAGUUUUUCUGAGGUGUCCUAAAUUAAUUUUCACAACUGUAUGUAUAAUCUAGAGAGUGGAAAUAUUGAUAAUUUCAAUUACAUUUUAUCUCUAACUACAUGAAAAUCGAUAAUAUAUUGGCCAAAUACUCUGCCAAAUCAGUCACACUCUUUGCUCCUCAGGAAUUAUCCAUAAUACAAUGAGUUGGAUCAGUAUUUAGAAGAAAAAUUAAGUGUAUUGUGAAUUCUCAGCAUUGCUGGUGAAAACCUCAGCGAAACCAAUCAAAAUCACCUUCUAUGCACAUAUAUAUAUAUUGUACAGACCUAUUGAAGGCACCUUAUCAAUAUUGUUACGCGUAUUUUUAUCAACAACAGAAGUAGGAGGUUGGCAAAAAAGAGAGACAAAUUAAUUGGUGCUCAGUAUAGUGGGUGAAUUACUUUGCUCUACACUUUACAAAUUCCUCUGGCUUCGCGCUCGUUCAUCUUGUUGUGUGCGCGCGUGUGUUUUCUCAAGUCCUGAUCGUCGUAUUCUCAAAAGCCAUUAUAAAUAUGGCAUCCACUCAAAUUAGGGAAAAUGUUUCCAACCAUUUUGUGCCUCUUUGCUCCAUUUUGGCAAUUUUGUGCAUGAUUGUCACAGUGUUGGGCAUCAAAUUGCGAUGGUUUCGCCAUCGUCUCACAUUUGAUCGCCUGCCAACGGCGCCAAAGCGUGACUCGACGGAGGAAACGACGGUGGUUGUUACAGGAUUUUAUCGCAAAAGUGCAGAUUUCGACACCUUUGUGGCCAUUGAACGUCCUCAAACACUCCCUCGUGAGUACAAUUUGAAUAAUAUGAAUUCCUUGAAAUUGUCUCUAAAACUUCUCUUCCCCUCACAUUUUUGCCACACAGCCAUACGACUUGAUAAGCGAUCCACGCAAAGAAAUUCACAUUUGCUACGAAAUACGAUUCUUAUUACUGAUAAUGGUGCCAGAGAUGGUUCGAAGGCCACCCCAGAAAGUGACAUCAGUGUGAAAGAGGUGGAAAAGGAGGUGAAGAAGAGUGAAUGUGUUGUGGAAAAUGUGGUUGUUAGCAAGAAGAAAGCUCCACAACCACCAGCAAUAGCUCCAGUGGCUGCAGUGCAGGAAAAUCUUCCCCAACAAUCCAAUCACCAUCAUCAUCACAACACUGCCGAGGCGUCUGCAAAGCGUCCCGAAGACACUUCGUCAAACCAUCAGGCAGUGCAGAGCAGCAAGAAGAAGAGUAUUUUCAGCAUCACGGGUCCAGAGGAGAAGAUCAAAGGCACAAAAGUGCGAGUGUUGAAGCAGAAACACACCAAGGGCAAGGAGAAAGUGAUGGUGGUGGAAAAGAAGAAGGAUCGCCCAUCAAUAAUGCUGGAGAGCAAUCAGCACAGUGAUAAAAUCCUCGCUGAAUCGACAAUCUUCACACCUGUUGCCAUUCCUCGAAACAACACCGCGAUCAAUCCCAUCAAUGAGACUCAAGAUCAGACAAGGAAGCAACUUCAGUUUGCACCUGAAGAUGAAAUCAUUGGACAGAGUGAGAAUUACGAUAGUUGGGAUUUGGUGUCGAGACACCGUCAGAGUCUCAAUCAUUUGUCCGCCGCGCCGGCACCAAAGCCACGCGCCAGGGAUUCUGUGGCUUAUCACAAGCAAAAAGUGGCGCCAAUCAUACUUGAUGACGAUGACGAUCGUCCGCCGAAAACAUUGCGUGAAAUGCAGAAGGAAAAAGAGCGGGAAAAGCUCUCACUCGCUCGCGAUUAUUCCGACACCGAAGCGUAGAUCUUCCACUCAAUUUAUGUAUAUGUGUAUAAGAAGCUUACCUGUGGAGUUUCGCCAGUGGAAAAUGAAGGCACAGUUUCUGGUGAAACUCCAGGAAUUCCUUGUAGGAGCGA
Messenger RNA from Phlebotomus argentipes, 2062 nucleotides. RefSeq lists its product as uncharacterized. Lineage: Eukaryota; Metazoa; Arthropoda; Insecta; Diptera; Psychodidae. The coding region runs from base 726 to 1949 and encodes 407 amino acids. The record is from RefSeq and is a predicted model, not a curated record. The transcript is spliced from 2 exons.